CUUCAAUAUAUCAUUAAUAUUGGUCACGCCUUAAGUUUCUCUGUUUUGGCCUUCAAUAAUCCUUUAUAUACCCAGUCCAAGACUACAAGUUUUCAGCUCAUUCCUCCAUCCCUUUCUCUGAUUUGAGUAUCCAACCAUGGGAGCCGAACCCCAAGAAACUCCUAUUCAUAUGAACGAAGUGAAACAGAGCUUGUUAGAGACCGAAUCAACAACCUUGACCGAGUCGUCCCUGCCGAGUCUGGAUGAAGUGGAGGAGAUCAUAGGCUACAAAUUCGAGAACAAGAACCUGCUAGAAGAGGCCUUCACGCAUUCUUCUUUUAUGUGCAGCUUUUCUUACGAGCGUUUGGAGUACAUCGGCGACGCCGUGCUGAAUCUGUUGUUUAGCCGGGAACAUUACUUUUUGUACCCGGAUUUGGCUCCCGGAAAGCUGACCCGCCUCAGGGCCGCCAAUGUUGACACCGAGAAGCUGGCACGUGUGGCCCUCCGACACGGGUUCCACCGCUACCUACGCCACAAGAAACGUUUGCUUGAAGAUCAAAUCCAAGAGUUUGCUCGAGCAGUUCUGGAUUAUCCAUUGCACUCCAAUGGUCUUAUUGAUGCUCCAAAAGAUCUUGCAGAUCUUGUGGAAUCCACAAUCGGGGCAGUUUUCAUGGACUGCAACUCGAUAGACAUAGUCUGGGAGGUAUUCAAGGGCUUGCUGGAGCCGAUAAUAACUCCAGAAACAAUACAAAUACAUUUCAACACCCAGCUGAAUGAGUUAUGUCAAAAGAACAAUCGGAGUCUCAAAUAUGUAGACUCAUGGGAGAAAAACAAAGCUGUGGAUUGUUUCAUUGACGGUCAAUUUGUUGGAAGGGGUACCUACAGUCUUCGGAAGGAAGUUGCGCAGAACCGAGCAGCAAAAGAUGCACUAGAAAACAGGUGGAAGUGGAUGAUAUUACGCGAGAAAGACACUGCUGAUGAAGAGCAAGAAGAAGAGAGUCCUACCAGUCAAUUAUCCGAGGAAGAAUCCGAAGUUAAUGAACAAGCUUGAGUAACGCAUGUUUGUGUAUGUCCCUGUAUAUUAGGCAUUUCCCAUAGAUGAACUUGAUGUCGAAUUUUAGUUUGUGACUUGUAGAAACAAUGAAUUCCAAUCUGAUGACCCCUAUUUGUUGUCCCCUAUGUAGUACCAAAGUUAUCUAAGCAAUAUGAGCUUUCAAUCUCUUUCCUUGUGAGAUUUUCAAUUUGCAAA
Rosa rugosa (rugosa rose) is the source of this 1228-nucleotide messenger RNA. RefSeq names its product ribonuclease 3-like protein 3. Gene Ontology annotation, cellular component: cytoplasm; nucleus. The transcript is spliced from 3 exons. Gene Ontology annotation, molecular function: RNA binding; ribonuclease III activity. The record is from RefSeq and is a predicted model, not a curated record. Gene Ontology annotation, biological process: siRNA processing. NCBI's taxonomy places the organism in Eukaryota, Viridiplantae, Streptophyta, Magnoliopsida, Rosales, Rosaceae. The coding region runs from base 137 to 1030 and encodes 297 amino acids.